AAAUACCUGGCCCAGUUCGGAUACCUCAGGGGUCCAUCUCGCGAGACCCAGAACUUGCGGAGCCAGGAUGAUUUGAUACGGGCCAUCAAAGCACUGCAGCGAGUACGCAUACCUCAGACCGGUUUUGUGGACCUCCGCACUCAGACGUUGAUGCUGAGGCCCAGGUGCGGAAACACCGAUGAUUUUGUCGACGAUGUUCGAGUCAUCAACGAUGAAGAGGACGGCUUCCAAAUUCGCAAGAGACGCUACACCGUGUCUACCUCCAGAUGGCCACGCACCAAUAUCACUUUCAG
This is a messenger RNA of Candidula unifasciata, 293 nucleotides long. The record is from the annotation of a GenBank genome assembly. NCBI's taxonomy places the organism in Eukaryota, Metazoa, Mollusca, Gastropoda, Stylommatophora, Geomitridae.